This is a messenger RNA of Rubroshorea leprosula, 1266 nucleotides long. Lineage: Eukaryota; Viridiplantae; Streptophyta; Magnoliopsida; Malvales; Dipterocarpaceae. The record is from the annotation of a GenBank genome assembly.
AUAUUUUGUCUUGUUCAUUUAUCUUUCACCGUGUCAAAAACCCAGUUGGAAUUAGUUUACUUCUUCCCCCCUGCUUUAGAACAUUAAUUUGGAGUAUUUUCUGUGAGAACUGUAAAGUGGCCUGCAACAAGAAAAAAAAUUGAAACGUCUUUUCUGGUACUGAGUUGUCCUUCCUAUAUUCUCACUUCACUGUAUUCUUUUGUUUGUUUGAAGAUGUGAGUUAUGGUAAAAGUUUACCUGUACUUUAUCAUUUAUCCAGUAUCCAAUUUCGAAUUUUAUGUUGUUGUCUGCAAUCUGCUGAGAAAAGAUGUAAAUAAGGAUGCACCUUUACAGUUUUUUCUAUUUAAGGAUGUUAACUUUGUUAAUUUCUAAAUAAAUAUGCCAAUUUUCAACUUUUAGGAUGUCAACUUUCAACAUCUGGUUAAAAAAUGCUCUUCCAGAAGGUCUUAUUUAUGAGCUUCCAAGGGCAGACAAAAAUGAUAAACUCCAUGCAGCUGGAUCAACAACAGAUACUGCUACUGAUGACCUCGAAGAUCUCCGAAAGCAGCUUGAUGCUCUAAAUGCUGAUCAAUGACCAGCUCGAGUUUUCCAUGUAUGUCAGCUAGUUUCUGUUUGGAGUCAGGACCAUAUUUGAAUGUUCCAUUAUUAGUAACCACGCCCUUCUUGGGUCAACCAUAACAGGUUUUGCAGUUUUUUUUUUUUUUUUAGGUACAUUUGAUGAUAGGUUAUACAAAGGGAUAGUCCUCACUUUUUUUCAAAUCCCUCUUCACCUGACUUAAGGUUCAAAUAUGAGAUCUUUAACUUGGACUCUUAUGCUUUUAACUAUUUGAGCCAGUGCUUUGGGGGCACAGGUUUUGCAGUUUAUUGUCCACAAUGAUUUUCGCUUCUUUUUUUUCUCUACAUAUUAUAAGGUUAAUUAAAAAAUUUAUACUUCCACAGUUCAUCUCAACUUUUGUACUGAAUUUAUACCAAGGGCAUACCCCAAAGACCUCUCUACUUCAUGAAAAAAUCUUCUGAGAGAGGGAGAGGGAGAGGAGGGAGAAGCCCCUCUUUUUAUUCUAGGAUCAAAGAGCAAUAAUCAAGAAUGUAGGAGAGUAACCAUCAAGUCUAGUGUCUCAUGAGACUCAACACAAAUGGAGUUUCGGAACACUCAAAUAGUUGAUUCGUUGAAAAGAUAUUUUGUUAUAGAUCAACUCCAUUAAGAUUGUCUCUGAUGGGAAAUAUGAUUACACUGUCUGAGAAAAACAACCCAAGUGACAGCUGCAG